Molecule: messenger RNA, 786 nt
Organism: Eucalyptus grandis
Lineage: Eukaryota; Viridiplantae; Streptophyta; Magnoliopsida; Myrtales; Myrtaceae
Product: probable histone H2A.1
Exons: 2
Coding region: 123-524 (133 amino acids)
Cellular component (GO): nucleosome
Molecular function (GO): DNA binding; protein heterodimerization activity; structural constituent of chromatin
Source: RefSeq, a predicted model, not a curated record
ACCAACCCAACGUCGUACCUCCUCGAAGCGACCUCUCUCUUUUUUUUCUCCGUUCAUCUCGACUUCGGUCGCUUCGCAGCUUUUCCGGCGAUCCGGUCCGAGCGAUUUCCCGCGGUUCCGCCAUGGCCGGCAGAGGCAAGACCCUGGGCUCGGGGGCGGCGAAGAAGGCGCAGUCCCGCAGCAGCAAGGCCGGGCUGCAGUUCCCCGUGGGCCGUAUCGCCCGGUUCCUCAAGGCCGGCAAGUACGCCGAGCGCGUCGGCGCCGGCGCCCCGGUCUACCUCGCCGCCGUCCUCGAGUACCUCGCCGCUGAGGUCCUGGAAUUGGCUGGGAAUGCGGCGAGGGACAACAAGAAGACCCGAAUCGUGCCGCGCCACAUUCAGCUCGCGGUGAGGAACGACGAGGAGCUGAGCAAGCUGCUCGGGGACGUGACCAUCGCCAACGGAGGCGUCAUGCCCAACAUCCACAACCUCCUCUUGCCGAAGAAGACCGGGACCUCGAAGUCUUCCGCCCCCGACGACGAAUGAUCGGAAUUCGGAAGCUUUGGAAGAUGAUGAUGGUCUGACGGGAAAGGGGGGUUUCCUUAGGUUUCUUCCUUCAUUUCGAUUUAGUUUGUUGUAGGCUUUAGGCUUUUGUCAGUGACUGAGUUCGUCUGGUAGAAUUGGUGUUGGGUUAGAUUAGGGCGUUGGUGUUUCAAAGUGGGGGGGUUCUUUUUUGUUUUUUUACAGGUUGUGAAUAUUUGUUCAUCUUCUAGUUUCUUAAUACAAGAAAUUCUGGAGAUUUUUCAGA